Vanderwaltozyma polyspora DSM 70294 is the source of this 1512-nucleotide messenger RNA. RefSeq names its product RNA exonuclease (gene NGL2). NCBI's taxonomy places the organism in Eukaryota, Fungi, Ascomycota, Saccharomycetes, Saccharomycetales, Saccharomycetaceae. Bases 1 to 1512 code for a protein of 503 amino acids. Gene Ontology annotation, molecular function: poly(A)-specific ribonuclease activity. The record is from RefSeq and is a predicted model, not a curated record. The transcript has a single exon.
AUGGAUUCAGUGAAAAAUGUCGAUGAUGCAACGACUAUUGCCGUCAAACUAGAGAAAGAACUGAUAAUACCUAAUGACAACGAAGGUAAUGAAUCGGUGAAGGUGAGAUCAAAGAAGAAAGGAAGAUCUAAACCAUCUCCUGAGGAGAUAGAACGUAAGAGAGCUGAAAGAGCUGCUGCUAAGGAACAGAAACGGAAAGAAUUACUUGCGAAGGGUCUUGAUCCAGACUAUCCACCGGAAUUACAAUUCAUUAAGAGACCAAUGUUACAUUUGCACCAAGAUGAGCCAGUUACUGGGUUUAACUUUACUUUAAUGACAUAUAACUGUCUUGCCCAAGCUUUAAUUAGACGGAAAUUGUUCCCUGAUAGUGGAGAAGCUGUAAAAUGGUUUAGAAGAUCAAAAGUAUUAUUGUAUGAAUUCCAACAUUAUAAUUCGGAUGUAAUUUGUUUACAAGAAAUUGAUCAUAUUCAAUAUCAAGCUUUCUGGAAAGUUGAAUUCGAAAAAUUAGGAUACGAAAGUCAAUUCCAUAGAAUAGCAUCAAAAAAUCAUGGUGUUGCCAUUGUUUGGAAACGUGAGAUGUUCAAAAUGACAGAUAGAAUGCUAAUAGACUUUGAUAAAGAAACUUCUUCUGAUAUUCCUCCAAGAACAAGAACAAACAAUACUGGUUUGAUCCUCUCAUUGAAAUUCUCCGAUAAAAUACUAAGCACUUUACCAAAAAAUACCAAAACUACAGGUAUUAUUAUUGGUACCACUCAUCUUUUCUGGCAUCCAUUUGGUACCUAUGAAAGGACUAGACAAUGCUAUGUUUUAUUGAAUAAAAUGAAAGAAUUUAUGCAUAGGGUAAACGUCUUGCAAAAUGGCAAUGAUGGUGAUUUAAGUCAUUGGGUUCCUUUCUUCUGUGGUGACUUUAAUUCACAACCGUUUGAUUCUCCAUAUUUAUCCAUGACUUCGAAACCAAUUGAGUAUACUGAAAGAGCAAAGACUGUUAUUCAAUGCAGUACAUCAUACAAAUUUUCAAAAUUGAGAAAUGGUGAAGAGGAUGUAGAUGACGAAGAAGGUGGUAACAUCGAAAAAUUUGGUAAAGAUCAGCCACAGACACCUGUACCUGAAACGUUCAUUGCAAAUGAGGAACAAACAGCUCUUGUUGAAAGGAUGGCUGUAAUUCAUAAUGAGCUUGGUAUGAGAGCAAAUUCAUUGUAUUCUGUUGGGUACAAACAUGUUCAUGCUGAAAAUGCAGGUAUUGACAACACUCGUGGUGAACCAAUUAUUUCCAACUGGGCUAAUACUUGGAGAGGUUUAUUGGACUAUAUAUUCCAUGUAAACACAUGGGACUUUGAUAACAGACAAGCGGUUGAUUCAUUGGAAAAGUUUGAGAUUGAAAAUUCAAUAAGGUUAAGAGGAUUUUUAAGAAUGCCACUGGACUCGGAAAUGCCAAAACACGGCCAACCUCAUGAAGGUGAGUAUGCUAGUGAUCAUUUAUCUAUGAUUUGUAACAUUGAAUUAUUAUUGUAA